Messenger RNA from Saccostrea cuccullata (small rock oyster), 3616 nucleotides. RefSeq names its product cubilin-like. The transcript has 18 exons. NCBI's taxonomy places the organism in Eukaryota, Metazoa, Mollusca, Bivalvia, Ostreida, Ostreidae. The coding region runs from base 146 to 3508 and encodes 1120 amino acids. The record is from RefSeq and is a predicted model, not a curated record.
UAAAUACGCUGUGGCUUUUUUUGAGGAAGUAAAUAUUUACAGUGCUACCAUAUUGAAUAAUUUUGCAUCCACAAGAAGGAAAUGUUUCUGUCAAUAACAUUUUUGUGAAGUUCAGGGUCUGAAUCACUUAGUCCAAAAGUCAGUGAUGGCCCGACUUUGGAGAACACAAUAUUUGUUGACCAUUCUGAUUGCUUCUCUGUUUAAUAUCUGUUACGGAUAUUUGAAAUGUUCACGGGUUGACUUUGGAAAUAGUUCCACAACUGCCGUUAUUGAACAAAACACUACUUAUUGUGUCUGGGAAAUUAAACCUACAAAAGAAACACUUUUGAUCAGGAUUCUGGAAGGGGCCUGCUCACAUGAUGGUAUUAUGUCAAAGUAUGAAAACUUUGAAGAUUCUUUCUGGAAUUCAACAAGGUGUUCCACUAACAACGUAACCAUUUUAACAGAAACAACUGUCUAUAUCAGAUUUAACAUAUCAUCGCCAUUAGAUUUGCUGCAUGUUUCAAGAUACGACUGUAAUAAAACCCACACAGAUCUUGCUGGCAAUAUAAUCCUCCACUUUCCAAAAGGACAGUUCCAUGUUACACCCAUAAUCUGCAAACACACCAUUGAUUUACCUCAGUAUUAUACCAUUGAUCUCAAAAUAAAAGAUGUCCCUCUGAGGAAAAAUGAUACGUUUAUCGUGAGAGACAGACGAUCAGAGAUUAAAAACAUAGCUGGUACAGAUACAUCUGCAAAAAGAUUCAGAAUUAUGAACUCAUCCUACAUUGAACUAGAAUACCAAUCUACUUCUGGGGGAUUUUUCAACUCUUGCAUGGAUCUUAAUUUUUCUUGGUCACACUGUGGUGGGAUGUUCAAUGAUACUGUGAACUUUUCAACCUCCAUUGAGAAGGGCACACCUGUGAAUGUGGAUUGUUUAUUUGUGAUGGAAAGAAAAUUGUCUGACAAAUUUGAUUUUCUUCUAACAAACUAUUUUCUAACCACAACAAGUUGUGAAAAAGACUUUUUACAGUUAUAUCAAGAUAAUAAUGGAGAAGGUCAACUUUUAAAGCAGUACUGCAAUAAUUCCAGGGAUGACGUCACACACCUGUCAACCAAUAGAAUAAUGCUCAGACUUGUCUCCACUGAACCAGAUUCAAAUAUUAGUUUCUCUGGAAAAGUUUUUCAAAGAGAAGGGUGCGGUAAGAGUAUGUUUUACCACCAAGGACGAAUACAAAAUCCUACCAAUACACUGGCUUCUUCCUGUCGGUAUUCCAUUAAUACACAAAGAGGAAGUCGUAUAUGGAUCGUCUUGAAUAAUAUGUCAUUGCCUGAAAGAAAUAAUGGAUUUUGUACAGAUUACUUGCAGGUAACGGAUCUCAGUAGUACAUUUAGCGCUACACAACGUUAUUGUGGGGAUGUAUACGACCAUCAUCAAUUGCUGUCUGGCAACAGGGCUCUCAUCAUGUUUCAAACCAAUGGAAACCAGGAUGAUUUAAAUGCUAGAUUUCAUAUUGAAUUUACAGAGUGUGGAGGGUAUUUCGCUGGAUUUUCUGGAGAAAUCACGGGAUUUAACAUCAGCAGGGACAGAAGUUCCUCAGAAAAGUGUUUAUGGAGGAUUGGCCACCCUACUCCACGGAACAUUACAAUCCGUUCUAAAGAGAAGUUUUCUGAUUAUUGUAACAAAUCUGUAAAGCUUAAUUUUGCUGAAAAUAAAACCAUGGAACUCUGCAACUACAAUUCCAGUUUCAUAAGGACGUUUGAUCAUGUUGAAAUAGAAAUCCCAUUACCAGUAUUAAUGUCUGAUUCUUCUUUUCUGACGUGGAUUGCCUGUGAUACAGUCCAAAAUGCCAGUCAUGGCAUGACAUCUGUUGAUCUAGUAUUGUACGAAUACCUGAACACCAGUUGCCCGCUAAUAUUGAAUGCCUCCCACCCGGAUAGCUAUAUCCUGUACCUAGAGACCACAAGCAAUGACUGUCUAGGAGGGUUUCAAAUUGACGACCACAAACAUAGUCUUACGGCUCUGAAUACAAAUAUGUUGCACUUCCCUAGUCCUGUAAAUAUUUCUCUCCUCGCCACAAACAAGACAAGACGGAAACAAGAGUGUCAGCUUCACAUCAGCUGGGAAGCAUGCAACCAGACAUUUAUCGGAGAAAACGGAACAUUUAGAUCCCCUGGAUAUCCAGAUAGAUAUUUCACAAAUCUUACGUGUUUCUACAAUAUAACUGCUCCCAUUGGACAGCAUAUCAACCUUACCUUUAAAGACUUUGAUGUCGGUAAACCGACAAAUGACAAGAAAUGUGGCGGAGACCGAGUAGAGAUCCACGAUUCUGGCUAUGUCGGUCCUCAUGACGACAUCCACUGCGGAGAGCAAGACAAAGACGAACUGAUUCAGUACCUGAGUACCGGACACUCGCUCAUCUUGCGUUUUGUCUCGGAGGGAAAUCAGGGGAGUCGAUUUAGAGGAUUCAGUGUUACAUAUGAAUUCUUUGAACAAGGAAAGACAACUCUUGGACAGGCUGAUUCAGAUCAUUCAGAAUAUCAUGAGAUCAAAAAAGGCCUUUUGUCAUACAGAACCACCCUCGCUACCACCGUGGCCAUGGGUGUCUGUAUCGGUGUUCUUGUCUUCGUUGUCAUAGCCCUUGCUGGCUUUCUCGUACGACAGAGAGGAUGUCAAAGUGCGCAUGUCCCUGUCGUUCCACAGGGAUCAAAUGCUUCAACUUCUGACAUGAAUGGAACUCUAAGUCCACAAUUAAGAAAACAAGGUUAUAUAAAGAAGAAGGAUUCUAAUGGUCUAUCUACCCCCAUUCCUGGAAAUCGACAUUCACCCCGAAAUAGUAACAAAGAAAACAGUGAUAAACUGCAAGAGGAUAUUGAGAAAAAUCAAAUAAAGGAAAACGGAAUUUACAAUCAUCUACAUGAGGGCCCGAAUAGCCCCACUACUCAAGACAAAGGGGAAUAUUCGUUUGCCAGUGAAGAAAAUAAAGAAUACAGCAAAUGUGGAUCGAUUCCCAAAAAGUUUGAAAUUUUAGGUGAUACUGUAUAUGACACUUCAAAAACUACUCCGCCAAAUUCUGACGUCAAGCGAACGAAGGCAAAUAAGGGUACUGUGAGCAAAACUGUGGAAAACUAUGGCAAUUCAAAAGUCCUAAAUUCUGAGAUUGUGCAUGGAGAUCCUAAGAAUGAGAACAGUUUAAAGGAAGAAAAGCUUGAUGUUAAUAAUGAAAUUGAGCAAAAACUUGAAAGCAAGCCUAUUUCAGAUACUGAUAAAUCUAAAAGAAAAUCAGGUGUCAAGAAAAAGAAAAGAACCGAGAAAGACCUUCAAGGAAUACCGGAGGUUAAUAAGAGUGUUUAUGGUAAUAUAGGCUCAAAAAAUGAGGAAUAUGGAAAUUGGGAAGAAAUAUCUGCAAACAGGAAGGGAAGAAACACUUUGAUCCCCGAGAAUGACGAGUUUUAUUCGAACACUGCCUCAAUUUACAGCAAUAACAUACAAGAAGACGUUUACAGUAAUUGUAGUAGUGCUUUAUAAAAACAAACAAACAGUUCUGAAUUUCAUUUUAUUGAGGUAAAGCAUAUGGGCCCGUGUCAAGAGUACUUUUAAAAAAUGAACAAUAAAAUACAUAAUUUUUAACAAAAU